Messenger RNA from Poeciliopsis prolifica (blackstripe livebearer), 6189 nucleotides. RefSeq names its product diphosphoinositol pentakisphosphate kinase 1b (gene ppip5k1b). The coding region runs from base 483 to 3680 and encodes 1065 amino acids. Gene Ontology annotation, biological process: inositol metabolic process; inositol phosphate biosynthetic process. Lineage: Eukaryota; Metazoa; Chordata; Actinopteri; Cyprinodontiformes; Poeciliidae. The record is from RefSeq and is a predicted model, not a curated record. Gene Ontology annotation, cellular component: cytosol. Gene Ontology annotation, molecular function: inositol hexakisphosphate kinase activity; 5-diphosphoinositol pentakisphosphate 1-kinase activity; diphosphoinositol pentakisphosphate kinase activity. The transcript has 28 exons.
GAAGGGGAAGCAAGCAGCUCAUAGCGGCAACAGCCGAGCAACGACGGCGGUGACCGGACAUGAACUUUAGCGAGCAGCUUACAACUUUUACUCAGAGUUUAGAGAGAGAGACGACGGAAGCAGCAGCAGCCGCUUCACUUCACCUCUACUCAGUCAGAGGGAACAAGGAAGUGAGGCGCAGGCAGACUCCCAGUUGUUUUCCUCCGAUUAUAUGGUGAACAAAUGUUGACACAUGGAGCAAGGAGUUUCUAGGCUGAAAUACCCUUCCAUCUACCUCAACAGCUCUCGCUUUACACUCGACCUACCUCGGCCUGUGCUGUGCUGAGUCCACCAUCAUCAGCGACCUCAGAAGAGGCUGGCGAAUCCCUUUUUGUUUCGUCAGCAGAUCUCUCCGGUAUCAGUCAACCAGCCGCUGUCAACGCUAGCAUCGCUAACGUGAGGGAGGGUUCUCCUGAAGGAGUCAUGUUUCGCCCAGGUUUGUGAUGUCCGAGCCCUGCAACGGACCCGGACCAGUUGAAGAACGGGGGCGGAUUCGUCGAGACGUACCCCGAUUUGUGAUUGGCUGUGAAGAGGAUGAGCAAGACAUGGGCCAAAUGGAGGCUGGCAUGAAGAACGAGAUGCUUCGUCAGGACGACAUGGAGGUGUAUGAAAAUGAAUCUCCGUCAGAGCGACAGAUCGUUGUGGGCAUAUGUGCCAUGAUGAAGAAGUCCAAAUCGAAGCCCAUGACUCAGAUCCUGGAGAGACUCUGUAAAUUUGACUACAUCGAUGUCGUCAUCUUCCCUGAGGAGGUGAUCCUGGAGGAACCUGUGGAGAAAUGGCCGCUCUGCGACUGCCUCAUUUCCUUCCACUCCAAAGGUUUUCCUCUUGACAAAGCUGUGGAAUAUGCUAAGCUCAGGAAUCCAAUGCUAAUCAAUGACCUCAACAUGCAGUAUUUUAUUCAAGACAGGAGGGAAGUGUAUCGGAUCCUUCAGGAAGAGGGCAUCGACCUGCCUCGCUACGGCGUGUUAAACAGAGACCCUGACAAUCCUGAAGAGUGUAACCUGGUGGAGGGGGAGGACCACGUGGAGGUGAACGGGGAGGUGUUCCCUAAGCCCUUUGUGGAGAAGCCUGUGUGUGCAGAGGACCACAACGUCUACAUCUACUACCCAACGUCUGCUGGGGGAGGCAGCCAGAGGCUCUUCAGAAAGAUUGGAAGUCGCAGCAGUGUCUACUCCCCAGAAAGUAACGUGCGAAAAACUGGAUCGUACAUCUACGAGGAGUUCAUGCCGACUGAUGGCACCGAUGUGAAGGUUUACACGGUGGGCCCAGAUUACGCCCACGCUGAGGCCAGGAAGUCUCCGGCCCUCGACGGUAAGGUGGAGCGAGACAGCGAGGGCAAGGAGAUCCGCUACCCCGUCAUGCUGACCGCCAUGGAGAAACUGGUAGCUCGCAAGGUCUGCCUCGCCUUCAAGCAAACAGUGUGUGGAUUCGAUCUGCUGCGAGCCAACGGCCAUUCCUACGUCUGUGACGUGAACGGCUUCAGCUUUGUGAAAAACUCCAUGAAGUACUACGACGACUGUGCCAAAGUCCUGGGGAACAUGGUGAUGAGAGAGUUAGCCCCCCAGCUGCACAUCCCCUGGUCCAUCCCCAUGGAGGCUGAAGACAUCCCCAUCGUCCCGACAACCUCAGGAACCAUGAUGGAGCUGCGCUGUGUCAUCGCCAUCAUUCGUCAUGGAGAUCGGACCCCAAAGCAGAAGAUGAAAAUGGAAGUCCGUCAUCCUCUUUUCUUUGAGUUGUUUAAGAAGUAUGGAGGAUACAAGACAGGCAAGCUGAAGUUAAAAAAGCCAAAACAGCUGCAGGAAGUGCUGGACAUCGCCCGCCUGCUGCUGGUCGAACUCGGUCAGCACAACGACUGUGAGAUUGAGGAGAAGAAAUCCAAACUGGAGCAGCUCAAGACGGUGCUGGAAAUGGAAUCCAGCUUGAAUGUGAAUCAGUACGGCCAUUUCUCUGGAAUCAACAGGAAGGUCCAGCUGACCUACCUUCGAAACGGCCAGCCUAAAGCCUCCAGCGAAGAAGAAGACUGUAAGAAGGACGGCCCGUCUCUGCUGCUGGUGCUGAAGUGGGGCGGGGAGCUGACGCCCGCUGGCCGGGUUCAGGCCGAGGAGCUGGGCAGGGCCUUCCGCUGCAUGUACCCUGGAGGUCAAGCCCGUAAUCGCCGGUCCCCUGGCUGCGAGUCCCCUGUUGACUUUGGUGACUUUGCGGGGUUUCCUGGCUGCGGCUUGCUGCGUCUGCACAGCACUUACCGCCACGACCUGAAGAUUUAUGCCUCUGAUGAAGGCAGGGUUCAGAUGACUGCUGCAGCGUUCGCCAAGGGCCUGCUGGCUCUGGAGGGCGAGCUGACGCCCAUCCUGGUUCAGAUGGUGAAGAGCGCCAACAUGAACGGACUCCUGGACAGCGACAGUGACUCGCUGACUGACUGCCAGCAGAAGGUGAAGGCCAGACUUCAUGAGAUCAUGCAGAAGGACCAAGAGUUCAUUCAAGACGACUUCCAGAAGUUGGCCCCGACCGGCAGUCCAUCACUGGUGAACUCAAUGAAGGUCAUAGAGAAUCCAGUCAAAACCUGCGACAAGGUUUACGCACUCAUUCAGAGCCUCACCUCGCAGAUUCGAAAGAGACUGGAGGACCCCAAAUCCGCAGAUUUGCAGCUGUACCACAGUGAGACGCUGGAGCUGAUGCUGCAGCGCUGGUCGAAGCUGGAGAGGGACUUCCGCAUGAAGAACGGCCGCUACGACAUCAGCAAGAUCCCGGACAUCUACGACUGCAUCAAGUACGACUCGCAGCACAACGCCUCCGUCGGCCUGGAGGACACGUUGGAGCUCUUCAGACUGUCCCGCGCUCUGGCCGACAUAGUCAUCCCACAGGAGUACGGCAUCAAUAAAGCGGAGAAGCUGGACAUCGCUCAGGCGUACUGCGUCCCUCUGAUGAAGAAGAUCUACCUGGACCUGCAGAGGACCCACGAGGACGAGGCCGUCAACAAGCUGCACCCUCUGUAUUCCCGCGGAGUGAUGUCUCCUGGUCGCCACGUUCGCACACGACUCUACUUUACGAGCGAGAGCCACGUCCACUCCCUGCUCAGCAUGUUUCGCUACGGAGGACUUCUAGAUGAGGUGAAGGACCAGCAGUGGAAGCAGGCGAUGGACUACCUGAGCGCCGUGACUGAACUCAACUACAUGACGCAGAUCGUCAUCAUGCUGUACGAAGACAACAACAAGGACCCGUCCUCGGAGGAACGUUUCCACGUGGAGCUCCACUUCAGCCCAGGUGUCAAAGGGUGUGAAGAUGAGGAGAACGUGCCGCUGGGUUUUGGUUUCCGCCCCGCCUCAUCAGAGAAUGAGGACAAAAAGCCCAAUCAGGGAAGCCUGGAGGAUCUUUCCCAGGAUCAGACGGAUGAUGCUCUUCAGGUCACAGAGCUCAUCAACCUGCAGAGACGCUCUCCAAUGAUCCGCAACCGCAAGACGGGCUCCAUGGAGGUCCUCUCUGAGACGUCGCCCAACCAUUCCUCCAAAGGCUGCACAUCCCACAGGCUCUUCCAGUCGUGUUCCCGCCAGUCUCCUGAGAUCAAACCAGCCGGAGGUUUAGUCCCUUCCUCUUCUCUCUCUUCUUUCCAUCGCCUCACCCUCCUGUUUCUCAUGGCUGCAUAGCUUUCAGUUCAACUUAGCGGCAGCACAAACAGGAUCAGACUCCAAACUAUUCAGGCAAGAGGUCAGCUGUGAGUCGAGUCGUUCGCAGCCAACAUCAGGAUCUCUUUGUCACAGGACUCUUACAGACGUUCCGACACUCCCUGUGGAAAAUAAACGUUCAGCGCAAGGCUGCAGGUUUUAGCUGACCGCUGUUUUACCCAGGAAGCUAUUAUCAUAAGAUCAAAUUAAAUGCUCUCAGAUUACUGGUCACUGAUUUAAAUUUAAUUGAAACACUUACGACAUCUCGCUUUGCAAAAGUACUUAUAGCCCUUAAACGGGCAGUGUUAUGCAUUUUCCAGGUACAAAUGCCAUUUCACAGCACAAUGGAGUGCAAUGUUAUUUGCAUAAAAAUGAUAUAUUACUUAACAGAAAUUUGACUUUGCAAAUUAAAGCCUUGAAAUUGGGCCUCUGUCCCUUUAAGAAGCUCCUGCUCUUUCUGAAACUCCGCCUUCUGGAAGUCGUCCCAACAAACGAUCUCCGUUAAGCAGGCGACAUACCAUCAUUCAUGAUUGCCAUGGCAAUUGAAGGAUGUCUCAAACACUCGUGAAAGAGUGAAGACAACACUCCAGGCUUGAUUUUGCUGUGGGAAUAACUUAAAAAAAGUCGAUUUUACACAAUACCGCCCCUUUAAGCAUAUUAGCACAUCGACACUUCAAUGUUGGUUCACUUGAUUUCCUAACUUUAUGUCGGUCUAUCAGGUAAAAUUGACAUAAGACACUUCUGCACCACACUGCAGUUUUAAACUGAUGUAGUAUAUGAUACUGAAGAGGCAAAUUUCACCCGAUCGAUACGAGUUGAAUCACUUUCACUGCAUUAGGAUACAGAGAAACGCCCAGGCCUCAGUGUUGCAGACCAGCAUGUAAUGGUGAAUAAGUCUUCUCGUUUUAACAGCAGCAAUUAGCUUUUUCAGGAAUCUUUUUAAUCUACAAAUUUAAGUUGUGAAUGUUAAUUGUUUUUCCCGCCUUCCAGUGUUUUAUUUUUUCAUUGAAUGACAAAUGGGAUCAUCUGCAGCACAUCCCAGUACACAGGGCCAGGUUUAUUUGUCACGUGAGACUUUAAUGAAUUGUCAGACGUUUACAGUUGAACAGAAAAACUAAUAAAUUAGUUGGAAGGAUAAAUAAUGAGAAAGGUGGAAUAACCUGGCCUCUUAAAUUUGUGGAAACUAAAACUUUGCUUGUUUCAGCAAAAAUAAUGUAAAUCUGGAAAGGUUUGACAACAGAACUGUUAAGGUUCUCCAUAAUUGAUGGUCACUGUGAACCUAAAAUGACUAAAUGUUAAUUAAUCACAAGCUGCUUCAACAAAGUAUUAGCACUUCAGAAAAACACGUCAGUCAAGAUGAAACAAACCCAGGUAUAAACAUAUUCCUCUACAUUUUACCAAAUAGUUGCUGAUUCUAUUCCUCCUUCUAUUCCAUAUAAACUGGUGUUGAUGCAGUUUGAGUUUGACAACAGUAUAUUUUUUAAAAUCUUUUUCUCGGUCUAUCACAACUUCAAAGAAUACUUCAAGGGCUUUUCCCGUCUGAGCUCAGCGUUUCCAGGGGAAUUUAACGUCUAGUAAGCCUCACAAAAUGGCAACACUCUCAGGCAGGAGUCUGCUGCCUAAUCGGAGCCGCGUGGAGGCAACCAUAAAUGCAGGAAUGUGACAUCAGAGGGACAGAAAGGCUUUCUACAAAGUGUUCUUCAUUAGCACGCCAACAGCUUCCCUACUUAACUACUCGAUGUCACCUGGACGACUCCGCUUGUCUUUUAAUUAAAUUCAACUUGGCUCUUCUGAAUAAACAGAAGUUUCUAUUAAGCCUCGUUGUCACUGUUUCACUUUUUUUCUUUUUUUUUUAAGGUUGAGGUUAAAGGUACGUCUUACCAAUAUGUUAUGAAGAGACGAGCGAUCAGCUGUCUGAAAGCAGCUGAAAGCUUCACAGUAUCUCUUUGUGAAUGCUCUGCUGCACCAAGGUGACUGAGGACAGAACCACCUGCUUGGUUUCCUUCAUUAUGUCUGAACAAAAUGUUAGCACAUUAACAGGCCGCAGAAACAAUCCUGCUGCCAUCUGGGGCAAAUGCAUGAUGGCAAAUGUUCGUACCGCUUCAGCGCUAAAUUUAUCAGGCGUUGCAUUGAUUACUUUGAUUAUAUACAGUGACUUUCAGAAGUAUUCAUGCCCCAUCUAGGGCAGGGCCACAAAUUGAUUGUAUCUGUUAAUCAAAUUUUUGGUUUUUGAAGAUUUAUGUUUUUGGAAAAUCUGGAUUUUAUUUUUUUUCUUUUUCACCAAAAAACCUUUGAAUUCAGGUCAAUAAUUUUUUUUUUUUUUAGCUUUUUUAAUUGCAAGAAUUAGGUCAUAUGGCAAUACUAGAAUAAAUCCAAAUGGCAAAGUCAAAAUAAUAAAGGCUUAAUAUUAGGUGGUAGUUUCAUCAGAAAAAAAAAAUAUAUUAAGUUCUUCUAACUUUUUUUCUUGUUAAAUACAACUUUUUAUUCAUAA